GUUAUCCUGGCGUCAGCCAAGCGGUGGCGCGGGAACCUGAUAUGGUCAUAACUUACAAGUUAUCGUAAUGCAUUAUACCACCUACUAGCUACUGUCAUGAUGGGCGACUCGGAAGACAGUGUUCUUUCUAAUACAAGAACGCUGUGCGUUGCACAAUAUUGGCGCGGAUACGACUCCAAUGGUCACCGAAUGCCACUUCACUGGGCACUCUUUGCGAUCUACAAUGCAAAUCCUGAUUCAAUCAAAGCUAGCAGCUCAGGGAAAGAGCAUUCAGAUCAAGUAGAUCACUGGGGCACUUGUUACCAAGCAAUUGGAAACAUCGACACCUUUACCUACUCUUGCAUUGAAUUCGAAUGCAUGGAAAUUCUUGCCGAAGGCUAUCGUGGCUGCCUGGUGGUUGGAGAGAUUGAUUCAUUCUCGGAAAAGGAGAUGGACGCGUUGCUUCAACAAGUAACUGUUUAUCGAGGCAGAGAAAACUGGAACUGUCAGAACUGGGUGCUUGCCGCACUCGAGAGGCUCAAAGCCUCCAAUUAUGUUGCGAGCAGCGUAUCACGCGAUGGCGUUCGCAGCGAGCUAGAGGAUAUCCUGAACGAUUGGAUAGAAUGACCGCGGGAUUGAUCUGCAUCGCGAUCCCGACAUAU
Molecule: messenger RNA, 641 nt
Organism: Suillus clintonianus
Lineage: Eukaryota; Fungi; Basidiomycota; Agaricomycetes; Boletales; Suillaceae
Exons: 2
Coding region: 97-606 (169 amino acids)
Source: RefSeq, a predicted model, not a curated record